Messenger RNA from Nicrophorus vespilloides, 1603 nucleotides. RefSeq names its product serine/threonine-protein kinase MAK-like. Bases 1 to 1527 code for a protein of 508 amino acids. NCBI's taxonomy places the organism in Eukaryota, Metazoa, Arthropoda, Insecta, Coleoptera, Silphidae. The transcript has 9 exons. Gene Ontology annotation, biological process: intraciliary transport; protein phosphorylation; cilium assembly. The record is from RefSeq and is a predicted model, not a curated record. Gene Ontology annotation, molecular function: ATP binding; protein serine/threonine kinase activity. Gene Ontology annotation, cellular component: nucleus; cytoplasm; cilium.
AUGAACAGGUACAUAACACUGCACCAGUUGGGGGAUGGAACCUACGGAUCCGUGGUGCUGGGACAGCGUAAGGACACCGGCGAAAAGGUUGCCAUCAAAAGAAUGAAACGCAAGUAUUAUUCAUGGGAAGAGGCCAUGAAUUUGAGAGAAGUUAAGUCUUUGAAGAAAUUACACCACAGCAACGUGGUGAAACUGAAGGAAGUAAUCCGUGAGAAUGAUGUCCUUUACUUCGUAUUUGAGUAUAUGCAAGAGAAUUUGUACCAAUUGAUAAAAGAUAGGAGGGUGCCUUACCCCGAAUCCAUAGUUAGGAAUAUGCUGUACCAGAUACUUCAGGGCCUUGCGUUCAUUCAUCGCCACGGUUUUUUUCAUCGCGACUUAAAACCAGAGAAUAUUUUGUGCUGCGGUCCAGACUUGGUAAAGAUUGCAGACUUUGGUCUGGUUCGGGAGAUCCGAUCAAGGCCUCCGUAUACAGACUACGUUUCGACCAGAUGGUAUCGAGCACCAGAGGUCUUACUGCAUUCGACAACGUAUAGUAGCCCCAUCGACUUGUGGGCAGUCGGCUGUAUCGCAGCUGAGAUCUACACCUAUCGACCUUUAUUUCCUGGAACCACUGAAACCGAUCAGCUCUAUAAAAUAUGCCAAAUUCUAGGGACCCCUGAUAAAAAAAAAUGGCCAGAGGGAUACCAGUUAGCUGGAGCUGUUGGCUUUAAGUUUCCUUACUUCAGCCAGACGCCUUUGAGCGCCGUUGUGCCACAAGCAAGCCAAGUCGCCGUGAAAUUAAUGGACAUCCUGAUGGAUUGGAACCCCUCCAACAGGCCAACGGCCCAAGCUGCUUUGAAGCACACGUACUUCCAGGUUGGCCAACAGUACACUGCAUUAUUAGCGCCCGAUAACUUCAAUCAAUUCGCCUUGCUGAAUAAUUCGAGCAAAUCACUCUAUUCCAUCAAGAAUCCAAACAUCAGCGAGAACAGUAUACAGCAUGUGACACAACAGCCUAAAGCUCAGAUCACCAUGCAACCUUUGAUAAAACCAAUUCAGAUCACAAGAAACCAGCCGGUCCAAGCUGUAGCUCCCAUUGUUUAUAGCUUCGGUCAGAGCGAUUACAAUAAUAGGUACAUACCGGAUAAUCAAAUAAAGAAGAUUCCUUGGAACAAAGGGGAGAACGGCGAUGGCGACGAUAAUGUUACGAAAAGCAACAAAUUGAAUAAUGCUAAAGAAAAUGUUGUGGAUUUAAAGUGGACUAGUUUGCAGGAUAUCAUGGAACCGAAGAAGUCGGUGGCUUCUGCAAAAAGUCAAUACUUGUCCGUUUCUAGAUACAUCGCUGGUCAAACGACGGAUCUGCAUGGAAAGAAUGGCAUCAAUAAUUUUAAUAAGAAAGCAGGUGAUGUGGGUUUGUCGUCGAUUUUUAAUGAUAGCAUGUUAGAUUUUCAAGGAAUUCCAUCGGGAAAACAAAGGACUUUGAAGAAUAUUACGGGCAAUGCAGUUUCGCACGGGAGGACGGAUUGGGCAGCUAAAUAUCUCAAAUGAGUUUAGAAGCAACGACUGUGAUAGAAUAUAACAUAAAUUUAUCGUUACAAUAAAAUAUCUCUAUAUACAAAAAAAC